AUGUCAGGCGCAGAUGGGCCCCUGGCAGAAAGGCUCCUGUCCACAGAGAGGGCCCUCACGGUCCUGCAUGUGAGCCUGUAUCACCCCGCGCAGGACCCGGACACCUUUGCCAAUGUCCCAGCACGGCUGCAGCAUGACACCAGCCCGCUGCUGGUGGGGCGCGGCCCGGAUGCCCACCUCCGGCUACAGCUCCCCCGCCUCUCCCGCCGACACUUGUCGCUGGAGCCCUACCGGGAGAAGGGCAACGCUCUGCUGACCUUCUGCCUGAAGGCCCUGAGCCGCAAGGGCUGUGUGUGGGUCAACGGGCUGACUCUGAGGUUCCUGGAGCAGGUUCCCCUGAGCAUGGUCAACAGGGUCGCCUUCUCCGGCAUCCAGAUGGUAGUCCGCGUAGAGGGAGGCACCUCCCUGGAGGCUUUUGUCUGCUGCUUCCAUCUCAGCCCCUCGCCCCUGAUUCACAGGCCCCAGGCUGAGGAGACUGAUGAAUGGGAGAGCACCUCCCAGGAGCAGCUUCCCCCAAGUUCAGGGCACUGGGCUCCAGGUCACCUGGGGCUUCUCCAUGGCCGUUCCCUGCCAAGCCCUGGAGGAGGAGCAGAAACACAGCUCUAGAAGGAGACCUCAGACAGCACUAGCCCCACCGGCUGCCCAGAGCAAGCCUCACCCGUAAGAGGACUUGAACUCUUGGAGCGAC
Molecule: messenger RNA, 688 nt
Organism: Neomonachus schauinslandi (Hawaiian monk seal)
Lineage: Eukaryota; Metazoa; Chordata; Mammalia; Carnivora; Phocidae
Gene: TIFAB
Product: TIFA inhibitor
Exons: 2
Coding region: 1-606 (201 amino acids)
Biological process (GO): canonical NF-kappaB signal transduction
Molecular function (GO): protein binding
Source: RefSeq, a predicted model, not a curated record